Messenger RNA from Bicyclus anynana (squinting bush brown), 797 nucleotides. RefSeq names its product trafficking protein particle complex subunit 2-like protein. Bases 71 to 535 code for a protein of 154 amino acids. Gene Ontology annotation, biological process: endoplasmic reticulum to Golgi vesicle-mediated transport. Gene Ontology annotation, cellular component: nucleus; TRAPP complex; cytoplasm. The record is from RefSeq and is a predicted model, not a curated record. NCBI's taxonomy places the organism in Eukaryota, Metazoa, Arthropoda, Insecta, Lepidoptera, Nymphalidae. The transcript has 4 exons.
AUCGUACAAAUCGAAAUUAAUGUCAUGUUGACGUUUAAUAAUCAUUAUCACUUCCACUUCUAAAACUGCAAUGGCUGUUUGUGUGGCUGUUAUUGGGAAAGAUAACUCACCAUUGUACAUUGGUGGAAUAGGUAAUGACCCUAAUGCGGAUAAUGAGCUAUCCAGGCAGUGGCUAGUUCACACUGCUCUUGAUGCGUUGGAAGAGAGACUAUCAACAACUAACAAUAGCAACACCAACUCCAGUACAAAUACAGCUCGAGCUGAUUUACGCGAUCUAUAUCUCGGUUUGCUGUAUUCCACUGAUACUCAUAAAAUAUAUGGUUAUGUUACCAAUACAAGAAUAAAACUUGUACUUGUGACAAGCUCGACAUCGCCUGGGAGUAACAUAAGAGAUGCAGAGGUCAGGACUGCUCUUCGUAGACUUCAUGCUUUAUAUGCCGACGCUAUUUGCAAUCCUUUCCACUUACCUGGCGAUCAGAUCACUUCACUAAAAUUUGAUAAACAAGUGAAAAGCUUAAUGUUAAACAAUGUUUGAGUAAUGAAGAUAAAUGGGAAAGUGUUAAAAAUUUUAUUUAUGUAUUUAUUAAGUUACUAGAUUCUUAUGUAGAGACCCUUUUUUGUAUUAUGUUUAACUAAUUGUAAUUAAUGUCUCAUUUUAGUAACUUUUACAUUACAUAUUGCUUGUUUCAGAAAUUUCGACAGUAACAAGCUUAAUGUUUACUAAGUCUGUAAUUCCCUUAUUUAUUAGGUUUAACUCUAUUAAAAGUAGUGUUAGUAUUCCUAACACGUAAAACUCU